AUGGCCAGCGCGGUCCACGACGCUGCGAUCGAGCUGCAAGCGGUGCUUCUAUCUUCAAGACGCCUUCGACAAACAGCGCUCCCGAGUCGACAGCGCUUCGACACGACGAAGCUUGCCCCAGUCUCGUCUGCCCCCGACUUUCUCGAGCUAAGCAGCGACGAAGAGUCCGACGCCGAUGACAACAACACGAGCACUUCCCGAUACGACGAUGAAGAUUAUGGUGCUAUCUCCGAUUGCUCUACGCUGAGCGACUAUGACGAGCCAGAGCCAAGCAAAAAGGAGACGCCUACUGUGGAGCAGCUCACUGUGGUUGCCGACGAGACAGACCUUGCGGCGAAGCUCUAUGCGCGUAUGGUCGAGCUCGACGCUUUAAAAACCGACAUGCUGCAAGCGGUAGCGUCAGCGGUUCAGCGCCUCGACGCCUUUAUCGCAAUCACCACAGAGGGUCCCACGACGUUUAGCAAUUCCUGGGACGGAGCAUUGCCGUUGGGCACGGCGCUGGACCGGCAGCUCGGCGUGUGGGCUCUGGCACUUCACGAGUGGGCUGCUCUACAACGGCGACCUCUAGCACAGAUGAGUACCUCCGUGGCUGUGCAGGCUGAUGUCAGCUCUGAUAACACGCCAAGGGCGCAAAAUGGAUGCGUGCAGUGCUCCGUGCAACCUCUGUACGACCAAGCACCUGCGCACAGCACUAGCGAAUGGAACGAGCGCCUCACGAUGGCCAAAGAAGAAUGUUCAAGUCUGCGCGUACGGUGUGCUGCUCUUUCCAAGCAAGAACGAAUCGAUGCUGAGCACGAGAAGGCGCUCCUCGCGCUUCAA
Messenger RNA from Saprolegnia parasitica CBS 223.65, 819 nucleotides. RefSeq lists its product as hypothetical. Lineage: Eukaryota; Oomycota; Saprolegniomycetes; Saprolegniales; Saprolegniaceae. The transcript has 3 exons. The record is from RefSeq and is a predicted model, not a curated record. The annotation marks the transcript as partial.